CGACGAGGACGAGGACGAGGACGAAGCGGCGGCCGAAGAUCGCCGAGCGGACGGCUACGCGGAGAGACUACGGCUGGCAUGGUGUGGGCCGCAGCACGGCCACAGUGUUCCAAAAGUCGGCACCACGCACGAAUCGUGUUACGCGCGACGCAGAGCCACCAAGCUGCGUCGUCGAAUCGCGCUCGGCUGGCCUCCGAUCGAGUGCUCCGUCGAGCGCAGCCAGGGAACGCGAGUAACCAACAGCUGGCUGUUGUCCGAUUAGAGAUCGAUCGAAUCGACGACGACGACGACGACGACGAGGGCCGGAAAACUCGAGACUCUGUUUGCGUAGAAUCGUCAGCUACGAAGACGACGACGACAACGACGACGACGACGACGACGAGGACGACGACGACGACGACGACGUCUUAUCGUUGUAGAAGAUCGUGACACGUGAACGGACAGAAGCAGUGCCGUGGGCAAACGAUAAACCGCGAGUGAUCAUAGUACUCGAAUUGCCAAUGAGAAGCAGCGCUAGCUCGAACGAAGACAAGCCGAGACGACGGUGAGUUCGGGCCGCAUCGUCGAUAGGACGCGCGGAAUCACGGUGAAGAAGACGAAAAGAAGAAAGGGUUGGCGAGAAGGAAACAAGUUCGUCCGGUUCGGCGAUAGUAUUGGAGUUAAACGAGCGCGGAACCGUGGAACCGGGGAAUCGUGGAACCGGGGAACCGUGGAACCGGGGAAUCGUGGAACCGGGGAACCGUGGAACUAGCGGAGAUCUCCCUGGCGCGCGAUACGCACAGUGGCCGUACGUCGUGAGUCGUGCGUCGCGAGUCGCUCGACGACUGGGUCGAGCGAUCGGUAAUCGGCAGAAUAGUCGCGAUUAACGAGGACGCGAGUGUGUCGAACAGCGAUACGCGCGCUGCUUCUCGCGCGGUGAAUUUCGACGCUGAACGAAACGAAACGAAACGAAACGAAACGAUCGCCUAUCCUUAUUGCCGAGAUUCUGUGUUUAGUGAUAAAACGCGUAUUCGCAGUGUGCCGCGUACACGAUACGCAACGACCUACGACGACCACGACGACCACGACGACCACGACGACCACGACCACGAUCCCGGCCUCGUUUCGCGUACUACUACGGUGGAGUGUGUGUGCGUGCCUCUAUGGGUGAGCGUGUAUGUGUGAAACGCGGCUGAAGGAAUCGACAAAUAGUCGCACUGCAAGACGGAAGGUCGCGUUGCUUCGCGCGUAUACUUGGGAGAAUUCCAACUGGAUAAAUUCGUCGUAUAUUCGUGAAAAGGGGGGAUCCAAAAGGAGUUGGUCGGCGAAAGGGACCUCGAUACGAUCGACAGGAUACUCGUGGAUCUUGGAACCCUGGCGAUUUAUGGGGGACUUUAGCGCGACCAGCCUCUUCUCCAAUAGCUUGUCCAGCACGACGAAAUCUUCGAUCGGUAGCAAUACCGCGAGUCCCGGUGUAACCGUAACGACCUCAACGAUGCAGGACGAUCUGUUGAUCGAGAAACAAGCCAGUGGCAAAGCAGCGCCGCUAUCGCCCAGUACUGGCCUGGAGGCCGUCGCUGGACUGGAAAAGGCGAAAGACGCGGUCGAGGUCGAGAGUAUCGCUAUCACGCCGACGACGCCCUCCUCCACAGAGAAGGAGAUCGCCUGCAGCACCAGCUCGGCGCUUCAGAGUUUCUCCGAAGCGGCCAGAGUGCCGAGCUUGUGGUCAUCCGCUCCGGAUGACACCGGUCUUCACGCGUUACCGGUCAACGGAUCCAUCGCAGCGUUUCAGAACUUUCCGACCGGUGGUCCGACCGGGUUGUUCGCCGGUACCGGUCCAACCGUCUCGGCUGGUACGCGUCGCGCUAUCACCGCUAGUCACAAUUUCCCGCAACAGCACGGUAACGCGACCGCUGCAACUACGAGACACGGACUUCAGGUCUCGUCCGCUCAACAACAGCAACAGCAGCAGCAACAACAACAGCAGCAGCAGCAGCAACAACAGCAGCAACCGCCGCAACAACAACAGCAGCAGCAGCAACAGCAGCAUCAACAACAACCUACAGCCACCUCGCAUCCGGGAGUUUAUCUACCUGGCAAAGGUUACGCGGCUUGGUCCGGUGGCCCGCAAGCGCCUCAACAAUGGAGCGCUGGGCCGCAAGCUGCGGCGGUCGCGAGUCCCGGCCUUUCGCCCUGGAAUCGCGGCAGAUCGGUACCGAAUCUUCCUCCCCUGCACUCGUCCCUGCACGCCGCUGCUGCGGUCGCGGCAGCUGCCGGGCUACAGGGCAGGAAACCGAGUCCUACGUUUCCCGGUCAUCCGGGACCAGCGGCUCAUCCCUCCUGCAUCAGCCCCGUGAAAUUUCGAAGAAGCACCUCGUAUCCCGGUAAAGGCAACAUGUAUCCGCCUCAACCCGCGCCAACCUUCGAAGUUACCACCGCCGAGGACAGAGAUUUGCUACAGCUGCCGCCGUUUCAGCAGGAUCGUAUGACGACAAAUGGAAAUUCACCGUUGGACAGUAUGAGAACGUUGGAGCAUUACUUGAGCGACAUCAUGCGAGGUACAGCGGAUACCUCCGAACACGUGAAAGGAUACAUAAGUUGCAAUGCCAGCACGCUGCAAUCGCUCGCGCAACUGCACGGCAAAUCGCCGUUCUUUCCAAGUUUGGAGGAUCAGAGCGGCACGCUGCUAGAAGAUCCGAACGCGGCGAGUCAGCUUGAUGGCGUCGGUGUCGGCGUCGGUGUUGGAGUCGGAGUUGGCGUUGGAGUCGGUGUCGGUGUCGGCGUCGGGGUUGGAGUCGGCGUCGGUAGCGGUAUAACCGGCUCUCAGACCGCACCGCUUUCCUCCCCGAGUCGGAGCAGUCCUCACAGUCAAGGUAGCGAGACCGGAGAACGCUUCUCUAGGAAGGUGUUUGUCGGUGGUCUGCCACCGGACAUCGACGAAGAGGAAAUCAAAGCCAGUUUCCGUCGUUUCGGAUCGUUGGUCGUCGACUGGCCCCACAAAGCGGAGAGCAAAUCCUACUUUCCACCGAAGGGCUACGCUUUCUUGCUUUUCCAGGACGAAGCGUCCGUGCAACAAUUGAUCGACGCGUGCAUUCAAGACGAGGAGAAAUUGUAUCUAUGCGUGAGCUCGCCAACGACCAAAGACAAGCCGGUGCAAAUUCGACCGUGGCGACUGAGCGACGCGGAUUUCGUGCUGGACGCUUCGAUGCCGCUGGAUCCACGAAAGACGGUGUUCGUCGGUGGUGUUCCACGGCCGUUGAAAGCCGUCGAGUUGGCGAUGAUCAUGGAUCGACUUUACGGAGGCGUGUGUUACGCCGGUAUCGAUACCGAUCCCGAGCUCAAGUAUCCGAAAGGAGCCGGCAGGGUCGCUUUCAGUAAUCAACAAAGCUACAUAGCUGCCAUAUCGGCGAGAUUCGUUCAGUUACAACACGGCGACAUAGACAAGAGAGUCGAAGUCAAACCAUACGUUCUGGACGAUCAAAUGUGCGACGAGUGUCAGGGACAACGUUGCGGUGGCAAAUUUGCGCCGUUUUUCUGCGCAAACGUUACCUGCCUACAGUACUAUUGCGAGCACUGCUGGGCGACGAUUCACUCGCGACCAGGUCGCGAGUUCCACAAGCCGUUGGUGAAGGAGGGUGCGGAUCGACCUCGGGCCGUGCCGUACCGCUGGUGUUAACCCCAGCUGCGUUGUCCCUAAUUAUCUCGCAACCCUAGCUAAUUAACUACCACUUCUACGUACCAACUUCUCCUCUCCCCCCCCCCCUACGAGAACCUUCUACCGCCCGCCGCCACCCACCCUUCCAUUCAUUCAACCUCCCCCGGCCCGUCCGACACUUCGUCUCACCCUUGCUCACAUACCUACCUGCAUCGAAACACAGCCCGAAAACCGUUAUUAUCGCUACUACCCACUGAUCGUCGGUACUAUCGCUAUUCUACUACUAUCGCUAUUAUCGCUAUUGCUAUUACCGCUCUAUCGCAUACACCACCAUUACUAUUCCACUAUGAGUUACCUUUGCUCUGCUAUCCACCAUUGCUACAUGGACGUGUUUACCGGUUACACGGCGAACAAAUCAGUCGCCUUCACCACCGUCACGGCCAUUACUACCACCAUACAUCCACCACCACCACCACCACCACCACCACCACCACCACCACCACCACUACCACCACCACCACCACCACCACCACUACCACCACCACCGCCGUCAUCGCCGCCGCCGCCGCCGCCGCCAUCGUCUUCUGCCAGCCGAUGCGUCUCGACGUUACCUUUUCGCACCGACGACCACUUCGAUCUUUCAUCUCCGAGUUUGUAUGUGUGACACUCAGCGCACCAACAAUUCACCACGAGGAAACGGUUUAGCAGCGGAGGAGGAAGACUCGUCGACGAUUCGUCGGUGCGUCGGUAAUACACAGAGUGCUGCGCGCUAGUUCCGCUUUAUAACAAACGAACGAGUCGAGGCCAAGAAGGAACAACGGACCGUCGCCCUAAACGCCUUUCGUCCGACCGACAUGGAACAUGCUUUAGUUACCGAUAUCGAUAUCGACAUAUAUAUAUAUAUAUAUAUACAUACACACACACAUAUAUAUAUAUAUAAGUUACGAAUGUGCGUUGGCGGCCAUAAUUAAAAGCUCUCUCGUACGGAGCACGCGUUGGACGCGUCCGAUGAGAGGUUUCAAUCGUUGUUCGCGCUCGCGGAUCGUCUCUUCCCAUUACCGACUGUCAGACGGGAAGAUUCGUUCCAGGUGUUCCUCUUCCUCUCCUUGCCUGUUCGCUCGUUCCUUUUCUCGUAGCGCGUCGGCCGAAGACGGACGACGGAUCUCCUCGUCGAUCGAUCGCGCGUCGGGCAGAGGCGCAGAACCUACCACGAGGAACAUCGUUCUCCGUUGUCCACCGAUUGUCUAUCCGUUCUUCGCGAGCCUCUCGGAGGAAACGGAAUCUUUCGCGCAACGAACGUGCGCUUUCCUCCUUGUUGACUUUUUCCUCCUUCUUCUUCUUCUUCUUCUUCUACUUGCUCCACCUCCUCCUUUUGCGAUCUCGCUUGUUCCUUCUCGUCGAACAGGCCAAGGCAACGAAAGGAAAUCGGAGAACGAGAGGAACGGAGCGCCGUACGGGGGCAAUUGUCCCUUUGUUUCGUCGAGCGUUCUGUGCCACCUCGAGAAAUCGAUCGAGGUAGCCAAACGGCAGCUUGCCCUCUCCUCGAUGGAAGGAUGCGACCGUCGCUUCGAACCUGACCCGAGAGGUGUACGGAAAUAUAUAAGGAACGUACGAGUGUGAACGUGAAUGGAAACGGUAAGAGGUGAUAGCGAGUACCUGAUUCGACGCGAAACCGCGAGGAUUAAGAUUGAUGGGACGCGAGCACGAGAGAGCAAAAGAUUGAGACGAAAGCGAGUAAAGGAAAUGAUUGGAAGGAAUCGGAAGAGCGUGUAUGCCUGUGUGAAUGAACGAGGAAGAGGAGAUGCGGAUGGAAAGAUGAGACGGCAGAGCGACGGAAAGAGUUAGAGAAUGGUCGAUACUCGCGAGCUGGUAGAUAAACGCGGAAGAGUGAUAUAAAUAUAAAGACGCAAACGUUUAAACAUGAGCCAUUCGCGUUGGAUGUUGAAUAGGUAAUGAAAAACCAACCACGCUUCGAAUCGCUGUGUGCCAGAUAAUUAUCUGUAUCACACGGUCUUUAGCUUUUAAGAACUUAUUAAAUGUUACAUAGGUGCGUUAUAUAUAUAUAUAUAUAUAUAUGUAUAUAUACGUUAUAUAUCUGUAUGUAUAUAUAACAUACAUAUAUAUAUACACAUGCGUUUCCCGCGUGAAAAACGUGACGUUGCGCUCGUAGACAAAAUAUUUGAGUAAAAUAAACGAUUUUUUACUAAUUAACUUAUUUGAAUGCAAGAAAUAAGUAGCAAAAAGUAUCAUGGGAUAGAAAAUAGAGGAAUAACCGAAAGAAAGUGAAACGGAGGUGAGAAAAUAUGCCGAGAGUCAAUGGAAGCAAGAACGAAAGCGUAAGAAAAAGAAUAGAAUGCGUGCGCGUUUACGUGAGUGUGUGUGUGUGCGUGCGUGCGUGCGUGCGUGCGUGAAGGAGAGAUUGUGAAAAGGAGACGAAAUAAGAAGGAGGAGGAAGGAUGAACAGGGGGGCUUAGGAGAGCGAAGUAGAGAAAUGGAAUUCGAAACGGACGUUGAAAAGACGAUAGUCCAAUUUACUUAACGCACGAUCGCGCGUUGAGUUUGCUUAACCGUACCAGAUCCUCAGCCAAUACACGAAACCUUAACCGAGCGACCCUUCCGAAAAUGUCUCAAACGACGACGCCAGGAAAGAAAACGAUGGUACGAGGCUCAUAACCAUAGCGAUCGUACCGGGACACAGUCUGUUACUCAUUUUCAAGAAAAUAAAAGAGAGUACAAAACGAACGGUCGCGUCGGCACUCGAAAGUCAAGGAAGGAAAAAGCACCGAAGCGGGCGUAACACCGAGAGACCGAGAGAGAGCGAAGAAACGGGGGAGAAUUUCUCGCGAUCGAAACGAGUCACGGGACUAAUCUCGGCCGUGAAUCCGGAAACGAUCCUCAAACCUGGUGUUGGAACGUAAACGAUUCUACGUACCUGGGCCUCCGCGUUUCUUUUUUUCCAACAACGAGCGGCCAACGUCUCUCCAGUGGAUCAGUGUAUUUGGAGUAAGUCGAUCUCGCGAAUAUACAGUAACGCUCCUUUUCAGAGCGGACGCAUACACACACACACACACACACACACACACACACACAUACCACGUACGCGUUACAAUUUUCUUGACGGGGAAGAGACGUAGCGAUCGAGCUCCUAGCAAAUUACUCUUCAUACGUCCGAUAUAUAGGAGAUCCGAAGGGAACGCGUGCAAAGAUUAACGCUGUUUUCGCGCGAAUGAACGCUAAAUCGAUAGGAUAAAAUACGAAGAAAACUGCACGGGUUUCUGCUGUGUAGAUGACCGAUCCCUCUUGUACCGAUACGAUCCGCGUUCAACGGCUGUCGCGAUGCACGUUUUCUUGAUCCUAACGAAUUUCUUCGCUCGAUGUAUAUAAUCAAACGCAAUGAUGCAAUCGACGUAGUUCAAAUGAAAUCUCAUCUCGACGGAGACGCGUUAUUAUAGGUUUUAUUCUUCGAAGGAGGAACAGAGGACUUUUCUCGGUGGUAAUUGCCGGCGUGUCGCUUCCGACCGUGGCCCGUUGCCACGCGUCAACCUUCGUCCGACAUCCUGCCCGCGGGCUAUCAUCUUUCAUUUUCUUCUCGAUAAAUGGAUACGAAGCAGUUGCUAGUUGGAAAAAGUUCGCGGAGGAAACGAGAGUGGAAAGAAAGUUGACGCGAAUUUCGGACAACCGGAUGCAACGGUGGAAACGACACGGAUGGUUAAUCAGUAUGCAACGUUAUGUGUUCCGCUUAAUAGAUGGUCGUUUUAUACGUAGCAGCACCGUCAGUUGAAACCAUAAGCUCGUAGAUUAACCUCGCACGACGAGUAUCUUUAACGACACGUUUUCGCGUGUUACGCAUUCGUAAAGAAAAAAAGAAAAAAAUACACACGACACACAGACACACGCGCACGUGCGCGCGCACGUACACGUAGGCACAUACAUACGCGUACACGCAUACCUACGAUAUCACAAAUUUAGUCAUCCGAGAACGAAUCGAUAAAAAUUAAUCGUGGAUUAACCGAUGCGUACCUUCGCGUGCGUUUAGUAACGAGGAAUGAAUAAACAAAAGUAAUUUCCACAUCUAUAUAUACAUAUAUAUAUUUACAUAUAUAUUUA
This is a messenger RNA of Bombus pyrosoma, 7741 nucleotides long. RefSeq names its product cytoplasmic polyadenylation element-binding protein 2-like (gene orb2). Bases 1157 to 3655 code for a protein of 832 amino acids. Gene Ontology annotation, biological process: negative regulation of cytoplasmic translation. Gene Ontology annotation, molecular function: mRNA regulatory element binding translation repressor activity; mRNA 3'-UTR binding; transferase activity. Gene Ontology annotation, cellular component: nucleus; neuron projection; synapse. The record is from RefSeq and is a predicted model, not a curated record. The transcript has 9 exons. Lineage: Eukaryota; Metazoa; Arthropoda; Insecta; Hymenoptera; Apidae.